Molecule: messenger RNA, 864 nt
Organism: Morchella sextelata
Lineage: Eukaryota; Fungi; Ascomycota; Pezizomycetes; Pezizales; Morchellaceae
Exons: 4
Coding region: 1-864 (287 amino acids)
Source: RefSeq, a predicted model, not a curated record
AUGCUUUGUCCAAAGCUAUCCAAAGUCUCCGAGUUCUCCCUUGAAGGUGGCGGCGGGUAUAGUGGAGAAGUAGGAGAUGAAAGACCUCGACUAGCUCGAGCUCUAGCCCUAGCCGCCAGCGCGCCUACGAAACGAAAGGAGGAAUGCAGGAAGAAUUCCCGAGUAAAACGGCAGGCAUCUCAAGUUGAUGAUAGCGGAGAGGAAAGCCCGUCCGACCAACCCAGCAAAAAGAAGCGGCUACGAACAAAAAACCAAGAUCCAAGUAAAGCUUCUCUGCAGCCCUUUGCCUGUCCCUCUUUCCGACACAACAAAAUUCAGAACGCGGAAUGUGGAUCUUGGCGUAACGUCAAGCUUUCUAUGGUCAAGUAUGAUUUUCAUUCCGAGCAUAUUACCACCAAGAAAUUUGAGAUUGGGGGGACUGGCUUCAAUACAGCGCCACGGCAGCACUGUGUAGAGAAACACGUGAAGCCACUACGAUGUGGUCGGUGUAGGAUAUUCAAGGCUGGCACGUCAGAUGAAAUCACCAAGCACCUGCAGGAGGGCGACUGCCAGAAAUCCUAUGCUCCGGACCCGUCGGAAAAAUAUGCUACUGGAAAGGUCAGCGAGAUAGAAAAAGCAAAAACUUGGGAAAGAAUCUACGAAGUAUUACAUCCGCAGGUUAUACCAGACCCGUUUUAUAACGAACAAGCUCAAGGCAAUAUCACCAAUCAUCGCAUCGACAAUCCAUCUCUUGAUGCUAUCCCCGCUGAAUAUGAAAAUACUAUCACCUCGUCCCAGGGAUUCGAUUGGCCUGGAGAAGAUUUAUAUUUACUCCAAGGUAUCGCCUUUCCGCCGUUGGAGUACUGGAGCAUGGAGCGAGAAUAA